AUGUACUCAUCCUUUUCGUGGCCGUGGACAUUUGUCUUGCAUAUCCUAAUCUUGCUUUCAUGUUUCGCCUUGACGGACAGCCGACUUCUCUCACACCAUGACCAGCUAUUACAGAGAUUAGAUACAGGCAAUGACUAUCAACUACUUCAACGGAAUUCUAAACAACCAUCUAACUCAAGCUAUCUUCAAGCAAAUACAACACAAUUCUUUGUAAACAGCACCUCUCUUCCAGAUGUCGAUUUCGAUAUCGGGGAAUCCUACGCUGGACUCUUGUCCAUCAGCGAGGACCUCUCUAUUCUCGAAAGGCUGUUUUUCUGGUUCUUUCCCUCUUCAUCCGCUACUUCCCGGGAUGAAAUUGUAAUCUGGCUUAAUGGCGGUCCAGGCUGCUCCUCCUUGGAAGGUCUACUGCAGGAAAAUGGCCCGUUCCUUUGGCAGUAUGGCACCUAUAAACCAGUUCCCAAUCCCUGGAGCUGGAGUCGCCUAACCAAUAUUGUUUACAUUGAGCAGCCCAUUGGCACUGGAUUCUCUACAGGAACGCCAUCCAUCCAUGAUGAAAACGAACUGAGCCACCAGUUCAUGGGCUUCUGGAAGAACUUUGUUGACCUUUUCGGGCUGCAUGGCUUCAAGGUAUACAUUACGGGCGAAUCGUAUGCCGGCAUGUAUUGUCCAUACAUUGGGUCGGCAUUUUUGGACGCUCAGGAUGCCACAUAUUUCAAUGUGUCCGGCAUGCUCAUUUAUGACCCGCUCAUCGGAAACGCCAUCAGUGAUCGCAAUAUAGCGGCUGUUCCAUUUGUUGACCAGCACAAGAGUCUGUUUCCUCUAAACGAUUCCUUUGCAGGCAAUAUGCACAGACUUCAUGAGUCUUGCGGCUUUCAGCACCGCCUAACAACAUACCUGACUUUCCCACCACCAGGCCCACAGCCAGAUUUAGGGACUAUGAAUCUGACUGAUGAGUGCCAAGGAUUGUGGACAUCUAUCUACACAGAGAUGUUUCCUAUAAACCCGUGCUUUGAUGAGUAUCAGGUGGCCACAACUUGCCCUCUGCUUUGGGACGUGCUCGGAGCGCCUGGCUCAUUGUCAUAUCUCCCCAAAGGCGCAGAAGUUUAUUUCGACAGGGCAGAUGUCAAGAAAGCAAUACAUGUACACGAAAACCAAUCUUGGUCCGAGUGUAGUGGUGGGAUCUUUCAAGACAACAUUGACGCUUCUGACCCCAGCAGCUGGGCGGCCAUUCCUCGUGUCAUUGACGCGACCCAAAACGUCAUCAUUGGCCACGGACAACUCGACUUUGUGCUGAUCAGUAACCAGACACUGCUUGCUAUCCAAAACAUGACCUGGGGCGGCUUGCAGGGGUUCCAGUCUGCACCCAGCGAGCCCUUCCUCGUCCCUCAGCACGCUCUCUCCACGUACGCGGCCAUCACCGCCACCAAUGACCAGUCACAGCUGGCUACUCUGACUGGCGCUGGGGUCAUGGGCACAACACAUACGGAGCGAGGGCUUACGUUCGUGACUAUCAACAUGGCAGGGCACAUGGUACCGCAAUAUGCGCCAAGCGCGGCCUAUCGUCAUCUAGAGGUUCUCCUGGGGCGCGUGGAUAGUCUUGAAUCCAAUGAACCAUUUACGGAGUAA
Molecule: messenger RNA, 1626 nt
Organism: Pestalotiopsis fici W106-1
Lineage: Eukaryota; Fungi; Ascomycota; Sordariomycetes; Amphisphaeriales; Sporocadaceae
Exons: 3
Coding region: 1-1626 (541 amino acids)
Biological process (GO): proteolysis
Molecular function (GO): serine-type carboxypeptidase activity
Source: RefSeq, a predicted model, not a curated record